AUGAACCUCAAUGACCUCAGUCUCGAGGCUGUUCCCAAAACGUUUUAUACCUUUGAGAAUAUUAACUGUCUCUUCCUGUCAAACAACGCCAUAAAAUGUUUGCCACCGGAAGUAAAACAUCUGAAAAACUUAGAAGUUUUGGUCAUGAAAAAUAAUCUCCUGACCAGUCUUCCAGUGGAGCUUUACAGUCUGUUUGACUUAGCAAUUUUGGACAUUUCCGAAAACACCAUUACAGAGUUUCCCCUGGAGUUAAGAAAACUGGAAAACCUUACGGAGCUCAUCGCCAAUGACAACCGAUUGACGGCCAUUCCGCACUCAAUCGGCGAAAUGACCAGCUUGAGGAUUCUGGGACUGAAUGAUAAUCGUCUGACGACUUUACCCGAUUCCGUCCAUAGACUGCCAAAUUUGGAAAUACUGGGCUUGGCAAGAAAUGACUUGGAAUUCCUGAGUCCCGAAAUUUGCAGAAUCCGGAGCCUGGUGCGAUUGGAUCUUUCUGGAAACAAAAUAACAAAUUUGCCCCGUGAACUGGAGAAUUUAGACAAACUUGAACAACUCUUACUGGACAACAAUGAGUUUGAAUUUAUCCCUGCUCAAAUUUAUUGGCUGGACAGUUUAGUCGAGUUAGGAGUUUCCGGAAACCGAAUAUCCAUGAUCCAACCGGAAAUUGGGCGGCUUUGCAAGUUGAAAGUGUUUGGAAUCAAUGACAAUGAACUUCGGGAAAUUCCGAAGGAAUUCUGUCAGUGUACGGAACUGGAAGUUGUGGGUUUUGAAAAUAACAGAAUUAAAAUGUUGCCGUCGAAUAUCGCUGAGCUGUAUCAGCUAAAAGAAUUGUACGUCGGAAAUAACGAAAUCGACGAGAUCACGGAGGACGUAUGCUGGUGUUCGGCAUUGACCGUGCUAAGCUUGAUCAAAAACCGAAUUUCCCAACUUCCGGUUGAAAUUGAGAACUUAAAGAAGCUACGAACGCUGCAUCUCAGUGAUAACGAAUUUGAUAGUGUUCCUCGCGCCAUUGGUACGUUGCACGAAUUGGAGAUCUUAGAUAUUGAUGGAAACCAUCUCCACGAGCUUCCGCCAGAGUUCGGUGACCUUGGCAAGGUCACUCACUUGAAUCUUAGCCGCAACAAGUUUCAGCUGUUCCCGUAUGCAGUCUGCAUGGUUAACACCUUAGAAGUGCUCCGAUUGGCAGAGAACAACAUUUCGAAUAUUCACAUGGACAUUUCGAGACUUGAAACCUUGAGGGUUUUGGAUGUGCGUCGGAACAAACUAGAAGGCUUAGUCAAAGAUUUACGCGGAUUGAAAUCGCUGGAGAUCGCAAAUUUCGCAGAAAAUCAGCUAUCUGAUAUUCCAGAAGACAUUUGCGAGCUUGAAACGUUGGUUGACUUGGAUAUUUCAAACAAUGCUUUCGUGGAUUUUCCGAAGACGGUUUUGUCCAUACCAAAUUUAGUAACACUGCGUUGUGAUCAAGAAAAGGGGUUGAAAAUCGCGUGCUUACCAGACGAAAUAGAAUUCUCGAGCGUAGAAACACUCAUUGUGUCUAACAACGCUCUUCAGACUUUACCGAACACGAUAAAUGGUAUGAAGAAUUUGACCUGCCUGGUGGCCCAUCACAAUCAGAUAGAAUUCCUUCCCAGCACGCUAUGCGAACUUGAAGAUUUGGAAGUCCUACAUUUAAACGACAACAAUUUAACAGUUCUACCGGAGAACUUUGAUCAGCUGGUGAAACUGAAGGAAUUGAGUCUUCAGAACAACCCACUGAGAACUCCACCAAUGGACGUGUGUGUCAGUGGAGUGCUUCAACCAAUUGGAAGAUUUAUUAGAAAAGCCGUAGAGAGAGAUGAACUUCUCCUAUCUCGGAUGUUUGACGUCAUCAAAGUGUCGCUCACGAAACACGAAUUACGAUACUUGAUGAAGAAGUGGGGAUUUCCCGGAGAAAAAAUGGCGGAACUGGAACAACAUUUCCAUGGCAACGCCAAACUGAAAGACCGCAUUUACCACGCGCUACUCUUCUGGAAAGAGUUCAAAGGAACCAUGGCAACUGCUGACGAACUCGUUCGAGUAUUUCAUUUAAUAGGCAACAGUAACCUCUCGAACAAAUUGCGCGCCAUGAAAAUAUAUUCGCAGGCAUUAAAACUUUAAAGCCGAGGCAGUUUUUCGAGAAGACACGAGU
Liolophura sinensis is the source of this 2167-nucleotide messenger RNA. Its product is annotated as leucine-rich repeat and death domain-containing protein 1-like. The transcript is spliced from 2 exons. The record is from RefSeq and is a predicted model, not a curated record. The coding region runs from base 1 to 2136 and encodes 711 amino acids. Gene Ontology annotation, molecular function: protein binding. Gene Ontology annotation, cellular component: cytoplasm. Lineage: Eukaryota; Metazoa; Mollusca; Polyplacophora; Chitonida; Chitonidae. Gene Ontology annotation, biological process: signal transduction.